CGGAGGGGGAGGUGGCUGGCCGUCCUCCCGCGUCCGCCAUUUUGUUGCUAUAGUUCUUGAGAACGGGUUAGGUAAAACCGCCUCGGACACGGGACGCUCCUUGGAUUCUGGUGCUUGGCGGGGCUGCAGGAUUCGGUGCAGAGCCGCAGGACUGCGGAGCCGCCACGUUCCAGACUAGAAGUCCCUAGAGGUACCCUCCCUCGUACUCUGGGCAGCCCGAGAACCCCGGGGCGGCCUCCGCUGAGGCUCGGCUUCGCCCGGCCUGCCUCUGGCUCUGCCCGCUUCCCCGGGCCGGUUCCCUCCGUGAGGCUGCCCAGGCACAAGCGGGCGGCGGCGGAGGAUGCUGCGGUCCCGGAACCCAGAGGAAGGUGCUGGCUCGGCCCUCUAAGCGCGUCUCGAGGUGUUCCGAGAGGCCCUUCUUUGGCCCAGGAGCCGUUUGCUGGGCAAAGGAGUCCAGAGCAGGCGAGAGCAGCUGCAGAGCCGCCACAGAGCCCCGGCCCAGCAUCAUGUCCACCGCCAAGUUCGACUCCACAGACCGCGGGACCUGGUACAUGGGGCCGGUGUCUCGCCAGGAGGCGCAGACCCGGCUCCAGGGCCAGCGCCAUGGUAUGUUCCUAGUCCGCGACUCCUCCACCUGCCCCGGGGACUACGUGCUGUCGGUGUCCGAGAACUCGCGAGUCUCGCACUACAUCAUCAAUUCGCUGCCCAACAACCGUUUUAAGAUCGGAGACCAAGAGUUUGACAACUUAGCGGCUCUGCUGGAGUUCUAUAAGAUCCACUACCUGGACACCACCACCCUAAUCGAGCCCGCGCCCAGGUAUCCAAACCCACCAAUGGGAUCUGUAUCAGCACCCAACCUGCCUAUGGCAGAAGAAAAUGUGGAAUAUGUACGGACUCUCUAUGAUUUUCCUGGGAAUGAUGCUGAAGACCUGCCCUUUAAAAAGGGUGAGAUCUUGGUGAUAAUAGAGAAGCCUGAAGAACAGUGGUGGAGUGCCCGGAACAAAGAUGGCCGGGUUGGGAUGAUUCCUGUCCCUUAUGUUGAAAAGCUUGUGAGAUCCUCACCACAUGGAAAGCAUGGAAAUAGGAAUUCCAACAGUUACGGGAUCCCAGAACCUGCUCAUGCAUACGCUCAACCUCAGACCGCAACUCCUCUACCUGCAGUUUCCAGUACUCCUGGGGCAGCCAUCAACCCCUUGCCAUCUACACAGAAUGGACCUGUCUUUGCAAAAGCAAUCCAGAAAAGAGUACCCUGUGCUUAUGACAAGACUGCCUUGGCAUUAGAGGUUGGUGACAUUGUGAAAGUUACAAGGAUGAAUAUAAAUGGCCAGUGGGAAGGCGAGGUGAAUGGGCGAAAAGGGCUUUUCCCUUUUACACACGUCAAAAUCUUUGACCCUCAAAACCCAGAUGAAAAUGAGUGAUUCUCUUGCCCCAUUCCCUGCUGCUUCAUUGUUCUGCCUGUCAUAGUCUCCUUUGAAGUGAGAAAGUAUUCUAAUAGGCAAAUUACACUGCAUUGCCAGCGUCCAGCUUUCUAUAGACUGGUGAUCUGUCAUACACAUUUGGAAUGCACACAGUGGCUGCCUCGGCAUUUGUAUCAUAGUUGUAUUGUAGAGUUCUUUUGGAACAUAAACUGGAAAUACUGGUGGAAGCACACAAGUGGAGAGAAGUUAACAAAGGGUCUUCCUUCUCAUCACUGCCCUGUUUAUACUGUGACUGAUUUUGUCAUGUCCAUCAGAAAAGCUUGAGGCCAUGGCAAGACACUGCACAUUGCUGUUCCACAAAGCAGUGGUUCAGUCGCCAUUUUGUUUUCCUUUGAAGAACAGAAAGUGAACCUUAAAGAAGAGGGAAUUCUGUCUUAAAACUCCCCAAAAUCUGACUUUUGUUUUCAUUUGGUUUUGGAAGACCAAUUAGAAUUUUUGUGUUCUAAACAGUUUUAAGUAGCAGAUUGGAUUUCUGUGUUAUUACAAGGAGUGACACAUGCCUCUGAGCUUCUAAACUGAAGCUGCUCUAACUAAAGGAAUGCGAAAAACAACUCUGAAGGUGAGGCCUUACUGUGUUGGUUGACAUACAAAAACAACACAAAGUCCAUCACUCCCAGUGUGCCAGGCUGUGUGCAGUCUCUUGGAUUACAUUGUCUUCGAAAGCAUCAGUGUGUGUGUUUGUGUGUGUUGGGGGAAGGGGGUGACUUGGGGGAAACCUUUGCUUACCUUGUUCACCAGUGACAGGGAGUACUUGGCCCACUUUCUGCCCAGUGUGUCAUGAGUGCACCCCUCCUUUUAAGUUAUAGGACUUAAACUUCUUUCAAAAGUGAGUUUGUUUAUAGACUGAAAUCCAGUCCUCCCUGCCUCAGCUUAAACUCACAAGGCUGCCAGAGAAAGAUGGUGCUGCUUAAUACUGAUUCCACAGUCUAGGCAUCCACCAGGCUUCCAAGCUAAGAGUGCAAGUUUUGAAACUUGGUUAAUGAAGUGGAUGUCUAGUGUUUUAGUGAUUAGAGAGACCCAUUAACUAAUUCACCAUUAACAGUUUAUCAGUGUGAUGUUCAAGUUUCCUUGUCAGCUAAAAAGAGGACUGUUCAUACAACCCAGCUGGUACAGAUGCGUGAUCCAACCCUAAUCUGCAUGUAGCAGAGUAGAAUUUUGGAGACUUCAUGCAUUCGUCUCUUCCCUUCUCCCUGGUGAAAACAGGCUUGUGCUCAGCUUGAAUAAGCAGACCUAGAAAUGUAGCAACAACCUAAUGAGUAUCAUUCACUGAACAUCUGUUAGAAACCAUGGCCCUGUCUCUAGAGCCACUUAGGUUUUGAGGUUUAGAGUAAUGUACUCUGGUGAUAGAACUAGCAAAACAGCCAUUUUAUGGUUUUUCUUUAAAUCAGUAUUCCGUCAGGCAAGUAGCUGCCAUAUUAAAAAUUCUUGAGGAUGACAAAAUCUAUGGUUACUUGGAAAAAAGUACCACUGUGGCUGACUGUCUUUGGUUUUCUUGGGGGGAGGGGGGGAAAAAGGAAAAAAACAAUCAACCACCUUCUGCUCAGACCAUGUCUGUCCAUUGCAGUUGACUCUUGUUCCAAGUUUGGCCCAGCCUACCAUCCCCAAGUGACAUGUGUGGCAGGUUUCCUGCACGCUGACUGGAAAUGGUGAUUACCCUGCAAUCAGUGCCCCAUUUGGCCUGAUGUGGCUGGAAGAGGACUAUAUAUGUGCUGUGCUCAAAAAGGGCACAAGCCCUAAGGCCUUUUUACACUAAAUUUAACAGAGAGGCUCAAACCUUUUUUUGUGACAGUGGUUGGUGAAGUGGUGACUUCAGAGCACAAGAAGUAUAUGGGAGGCAAGGUUUCCUUUCACCUCAUGUGGAGGACUUCAGAAUAAGAACACCCCCAUAACCUAGGUUGGCUUCAUAAGAAGUCCACUCAUUACUUUAGCCCAUGUAUAUGUCUGGGGCUGCCCAAAUUGUAGCCCAAAAUAAGGUGAGUUCUAAACUGUCAAGAUAUGUGCCAAAAGUAGUGACUUUUUAACUUAGAAGCUUAGAUUUAUAAUCAGGCUAGGAAAUCCUUUUCACACUAAAUAUACAAAAAAAGAAACCCAGCUUUGUGCCUGGGUUCCCCCAUGAUCUGGGAAGGCAUCAGGUACCCUAGCUGCCUUCGCUCCUGGGUGGAUUCCAAAUUUGUGGUUUAAGAAAAAUUUGGGUGUCAAAAUAACUCACUUGGGAAGUGAAUGAAUUAAGUACUAAGGGGCAUUGACAGUUUGGUUAAAAACUUAGUUAUCCUGGGAAUGACCUCCAUCACAGAAGUCGUCCUUGCCAAGUCCUGUGCAGUGUGGCAAGGGUUAGGGCAAGGGUUAGUGGAAGGGGCACAUUGAUUGGCUGCCACUUGAUGACUGUUUGCCUAGAAGAGGCACCUGUGUAUUCAUGGUUGGAAAACUAAAAGGAGGGAAGGACAGCUGCUCCCCUUGGAGCUCAAGCAUCAUGGGCACUGUGCCAACUUUCUUUUACAGCUGUUUACAGACAAGGCAGGCCAGCAGAUGGCCACUGCUCUUAUGUUUGCUCAGAGGAAUAUGAACAUUUUAUUUUUGAAAAGGGAUCAUGUGUUUUAUGCCAGGUGUUUCUAAUUUAAUCCUAAUAUUAUGUUCAUUAACCUCUUCAAAUAAGUGAAUUGAUUGUUUUAACACAGUACCUAAGACUAAUGCUUUCUGUGGACACCACGGAGCUCUGCCUCAAACUUCACCCUCUGGGACCAGAGAACUAUGUCCCUAGUAACUGCUGUCAGUGUGGACACUGAGCUAGUUAUAUAUUCUAAAGGAGUAGAAAAACAGUUCUCUGAGACAGGGUUGUUGUCUCUGCCCGAGGAACAGUGGCCUUGCUUCUAGACGGUCUUCACUGUGUGUUUUAAAAAAGACAACACAAAACUUUUGACCUGUAACUUAAAAGAUCAUAAACUUCAGGCAAUAAUAUUUUCUGUGUAAGCUUUUAAAAUUAUUUUUGGGGAUCAUAGCUUGUUUUAUUUUGUGCUAUAAAAUUAACAGUAUUAAAUGACUUAUAUUCUUAGAAUACAUGGAGUGUCUUUUCUUAACAGAUUAGUGCCUUUUUAUUUUUGUAUUUCAUUUUAUGUUACUGGUCCCAGCAUCAGAGCCCUUAUUUCCAUGGCCUGUUUGUACCUUGUCUCAAUAAAACUUGUAUCAGCCCAUGGCA
This is a messenger RNA of Condylura cristata (star-nosed mole), 4671 nucleotides long. RefSeq names its product v-crk avian sarcoma virus CT10 oncogene homolog-like (gene CRKL). Gene Ontology annotation, biological process: positive regulation of ERK1 and ERK2 cascade. Bases 507 to 1418 code for a protein of 303 amino acids. The transcript is spliced from 3 exons. Lineage: Eukaryota; Metazoa; Chordata; Mammalia; Eulipotyphla; Talpidae. Gene Ontology annotation, molecular function: protein binding. The record is from RefSeq and is a predicted model, not a curated record.